Molecule: messenger RNA, 1294 nt
Organism: Gymnodraco acuticeps
Lineage: Eukaryota; Metazoa; Chordata; Actinopteri; Perciformes; Bathydraconidae
Product: ubiquitin carboxyl-terminal hydrolase 34-like
Source: RefSeq, a predicted model, not a curated record
CCUCCCUCCCCUCCCUUUUCAUCAUGGCUGCUGUGUCUACUCUCUCAAGUAACGCUCAGAUUGGACACUGACUCGAUUUCUACCUUUUCAGUGUCUCUUUAACUUUUGGUGUAUACAUCAACUGUCGCUUGGAUGCUAAUCCCGUUCUCCACCUUCCCCUGCUCUCAUUCAGUGGGAUAACCUUCACCAAUCACUCCCUCCACUGGGCCUUUUUUUAUCCCCAAAAACAACCAGCCAGCAACAACAGCUUCCAGUGCAAUGGUGUGACUCAGUGGUUCUCCCCUUGAUGAACAAUGUGUGAAAACUGCGCCGAGCUGGUGGAGGUUUUAAAUGAAAUAUCGGAUGCAGACGGCAGUGAAGGAGGCUUCCAGCUAAAGAAGGAACAUGCCCUGCGAGUGUUGGGCUACAUCAGCUCCUGGACACAGAGACAAUGCCUCUGCUGCUUCAAGGAGUACAAGCACCUGGAGGUGUUCAACCAGCUGGUGUACGCCCUCAUCAACCUGGUCAUCGCUCAGAUCAGCAGCCUGAGAGACCGCCUCUGCUGCGUCCAGGAUCAAACACAUAAAGGAGGCCUGUGUGGGGCGGAGGGGGGGUCUGAAUGGAGCGAGGCUGCACCCGGACCCCUCCCUCAGCCCUCCUCACCGGGUGAAGAUGAACCUGUGAACGUGGAGAGAGACUCUGCAGAAGAAGACGCCGAAACAUCUGACCAGAAUCAGAAUAAGAUCCAGGGUCAGGGGCCCAGCCAGCCGAGUGAAGCCCAGAUGGAAGCACUGGGGCCUGGGGAGAGUGGCAGUGGUGCUGGGGGAGCUGAUGGAGCUGAUGGAGGAGCUGGAGGAGCUGGAGGAGGAGGUGAAGAAGGAGCUGAUGGAGGAGCCGGAGGCAGCAGCAGCAGUGAUAUCCAGGAUCCAUUCAGCUCCUGGAGCACAGAGGAGAGGGAGAAACUGCUGCUGUGUGCCGCCAAGAUCUUCCAAAUCCAGUUCCCCCUCUACACCGCCUACAAACACAACACACACCCCACUAUAGAGGACAUAUCUGCUCAUGAAAGCAACAUCCUGGGCUCCUUCUGCGACAUGAACGACGUGGAGGUUCCUCUGCACCUGCUGCGAUACGUCUGUCUGUUCUGUGGGAAGCACGGCCUCUCGCUGAUGAAGGAGUGCUUUGAGUCGGGGACCCCGGAGAGUCUCCCCUUCCCCAUCGCACACGCCUUCAUCACCAUCGUCUCCAAUAUCCGAAUAUGGUUGCACAUUCCUGCGGUCAUGCAGCACAUCAUACCGUUCCGCACCUAUGUAAUACG